UCUAUGUGAGAGGCCCUGAGGCACCAAGCCAUGAACACAAAGACAAGAAAGAAGAUGAGAGGAUUCAUGUGCCAGUCACCGGCAGCGACGGCGGUGUGCAUUACCGGUGACACACGGUCAGUUAUAGUGCCGAGGAUGAAGCCGGACAGAUCAUCGGUGGGGCGGCGUGCCCAUCAUGCCAUGCUCAUCAACUCAUCAUCAUCCAAGUACACUCGCCUCGUUGAGUCUCAGAGGUUCUCUCCCUUCCCAACUGAUAAUCAUCCUAGACCACCACUGCCAUUCUCAUCUUCCUUCCUCAGAGAUCGAGAACGGAAACCCUCUUCCACUGCUUGCACUUCGUUCACUUCAUCCACCUCUAACCCCAUCUUUCAGGUGGUAGUUAUGAGAGUAUCCCUUCAUUGUCAAGGUUGUGCUGGCAAGGUGAAGAAACAUUUAUCUAAGAUGGAAGGAGUGACAUCUUUCAGUAUAGAUUUGGAGUCAAAGAGGGUAACUGUGAUGGGGCACGUCUCACCUGUGGGAGUUCUGGAGAGCAUAUCAAAGGUGAAGAAAGCAGAGUUCUGGGGUACCAAGGAAGAACAUUAGGUAUACAAAGGAAGGAUA
This is a messenger RNA of Telopea speciosissima, 600 nucleotides long. Its product is annotated as protein SODIUM POTASSIUM ROOT DEFECTIVE 1-like. The record is from RefSeq and is a predicted model, not a curated record. The coding region runs from base 31 to 582 and encodes 183 amino acids. NCBI's taxonomy places the organism in Eukaryota, Viridiplantae, Streptophyta, Magnoliopsida, Proteales, Proteaceae. The transcript is spliced from 5 exons. Gene Ontology annotation, molecular function: metal ion binding.